This is a messenger RNA of Haliotis rufescens (red abalone), 779 nucleotides long. Its product is annotated as 60S ribosomal protein L13-like. The record is from RefSeq and is a predicted model, not a curated record. The coding region runs from base 111 to 734 and encodes 207 amino acids. Gene Ontology annotation, molecular function: RNA binding; structural constituent of ribosome. Gene Ontology annotation, cellular component: cytosolic large ribosomal subunit; ribosome. Lineage: Eukaryota; Metazoa; Mollusca; Gastropoda; Lepetellida; Haliotidae. Gene Ontology annotation, biological process: translation. The transcript is spliced from 4 exons.
ACAAACUUUUUCCAACUCAUUCCAGUUUUUGAAGUAACCGCAAUAGUUGCGCCCCCUAUCGGUCUUCACAACUUCCUUUUCCGGUCUAGAACCGUAGCGAGUCAGCAAUCAUGGCUCCAAAAGGGAACAACAUGGUGCCCAAUGGGCACUUCCACAAGGACUGGCAGCGCCGUGUUAGGACAUGGUUCAACCAGCCAAUGAGAAAACAGAGGAGACAAGAUACACGUGUGCAGAAAGCUCGUGCCAUUGCCCCUCGCCCUGUCAAAGGUUAUCUGCGCCCAAUUGCACGAUGCCAAACCUUCAAAUACAACACUAAAAUCAGGGCUGGUCGUGGAUUUACUCUUGAAGAACUGAAGCAAGCCGGUAUCAACAAGAGGCAAGCCAGAUCCAUUGGUAUUUCAGUUGACUUCCGUCGUCGCAACAAGACGGUGGAAUCUCUGCAGCAGAAUGUGCAGCGUCUGAAGGAGUACAACUCCAAACUUAUCCUCUUCCCACGCAAGGAAAGCAAACCCAAGAAGGGAGAUGCAACGGCUGAACAGAUCAAGACAGCCACCCAACUCAAGGGAGACAUCAUGCCCAUCAGACAGGUGCACAGAAGUGAGAAGGCUCGCAAGAUCAGCAAGAGAGAGAAGAGAUUCAGUCCCUUCGCCGCUCUGCGUAGUGCUCGCGUCAACGCCAGGCUGUUCGGGAAGCGUGAAAAGAAGAAGAGGGAGGCUGCUGAGAAGGAAAAGUAAAGCAAACUGUAAAAAGCUGUGGACAUUAAAAAAAAAGGAAAAAGA